Messenger RNA from Emiliania huxleyi CCMP1516, 1348 nucleotides. RefSeq lists its product as hypothetical. The record is from RefSeq and is a predicted model, not a curated record. Gene Ontology annotation, cellular component: membrane. The transcript has 7 exons. Bases 1 to 1176 code for a protein of 391 amino acids. NCBI's taxonomy places the organism in Eukaryota, Haptophyta, Isochrysidales, Noelaerhabdaceae.
AUGGCGGCAGUGAUGACGCUAGUGCCUUUCCUUGUGCUCUCGGUUGCCGCAAUCUCGCCUCCGCGCCUGCCAGCACUGCAUCGGCCGGCUCGGUGCGCCUGCACGCUCCAAGAGCGCGCCGACCAGGAAGCGGGGCCAAGCUCGCCGGCAGUGUGGCUCGCGUCGAAACGCUCGCCUCCUGACGCACUUGUGCACGGCCGGGUCCCGACCCGAGAGGUGGACAGGCAGUCCUCGGUCAAGAAGCAGCUGGAGAGGGAGCAGUCGUCGGUCAAGGAGCAGCUAGAGAGGACCUUCGCCAUCAGUGACGACGCGUCAUCGCUCCUCGCGGCCGAGCUCUCCUGGGCGGCCGCCGAGGAGGAAGCCGCGGCGUCCGAGGCGGCGCUGCGAGGUGAGAAGCUAGCGAUCGUCCUCUCCGAAGAGACCGUCUCCCUCGGCGUCGGCGCGGCGAGGCUGCUGCUGGGCUGCGUCGCACUUGUCUACGGCUCCAACUACGCGUCGGUCAAGCUGCUCGACGAGUGGGUGGGAGCGCCGUCGCUCGGCGCACUCCUCCGCUUCGCGCUUUGCGGCUCCGUCCUCGCCCCGGCGCUGCUGCUCGCGGCGAAGCGGCGGCCGCGGCUGCUGAGCCUGCCGCUCGUAGCGAGCGGAGUCGAGGUCGGCGUGUGGAUGGCGCUGGGGUACGUGGCGGCGGCGCUGGAGACGUCGCCGGCGGGCGCCUUCCUCCUCUCGCUCACCGUCCUGGUCUGCCCGGCCCUUGAGACGGCGCUCGAGGCCGAGGGCGGCAGCCAAUCGCUGGUAGUGGCGGCGUGGCUGUGGUGCGGUGUCGUGACGACGGCGGGGUGCGGCUUCGCCGAGGCGCAGGUUCUGUCCACUCUCUCCGCGAGCGACGCGAUGGUCAUUUUCUCGACGGAGCCGCUCUGGGCGGCCGCCUUCGCGUGGUUCGCGCUGCACGAGGAGAUGAGCCCGCUGGGCUACCUCGGCGGAGGCGUCAUUGUCGCCGCCUGCAUUCUCUCCUCCGGAGCACUGGGCCCUUCGGACUCCGCCCGCGAGGGCGAGAUUGCGAUCUCCCCGUUGCCCGAGGGCGGGGCUGCGGGGAUUGCGCACAGGGGGGCGCCGGAGGUGGCGCCGGAUGACCGGUGGAGGAGCGAGCUCGAUGACGGCGGCGCCAAGGCGCGGUGAGGCACAGUUAAUACAGUACGACACUCGCAGGCGCUCCACCUAGAACGCCGAACUCCACCCACCACCCUCUCGUUUUGAGGGGGCAUCUCCGAUCUCGUCGUCGUUCACAAGCCGAAGCCCUCGUGUCUGCGUGUCCUUCCGGUCGCGUUAUGAGAAGCAAUUCUGAAAGAGC